Molecule: messenger RNA, 1414 nt
Organism: Eutrema salsugineum
Lineage: Eukaryota; Viridiplantae; Streptophyta; Magnoliopsida; Brassicales; Brassicaceae
Product: probable protein S-acyltransferase 16
Exons: 7
Coding region: 133-993 (286 amino acids)
Molecular function (GO): palmitoyltransferase activity
Source: RefSeq, a predicted model, not a curated record
CAACAAUCGAGAAACCAAAAGAAAAAUAAACGAAUUUAUAUUAAAAAAAAUUUCACUCGCCGGAGACGCCGUCGUUUCGACGCCGGUGCUCCGUCUUAACCCUCCAAAGGUUUUCGUCGGAGGUAAAACAAAAUGAAACGAAAAGGAGUCGGAUUUUCUCUCCCCGUCACGGUGGUGAUGCUGGUGAUCGGUUUCAUCUAUUUCUCGACGGUUUUCACUUUCAUCGAUCGGUGGUUCAGCCUCACUUCCUCUCCCGGAAUUGCGAACGCCGCCGUGUUCACCGCCUUGGCUCUGAUGUGUAUCUACAACUACUCCAUCGCGAUUUUCAGGGAUCCAGGUCGGGUUCCACUCAAUUACAUGCCAGAUGUCGAAGAUCCGGAGAGUCCUGUCCACGAGAUCAAGCGCAAGGGAGGAGAUUUGAGGUAUUGCCAAAAGUGUUCACAUUUCAAACCUCCACGAGCUCACCAUUGUCGAGUUUGCAAAAGAUGUGUGCUUAGAAUGGACCACCAUUGUAUUUGGAUCAACAACUGCGUAGGACACACUAACUACAAGGUCUUCUUCGUAUUCGUUGUCUAUGCGGUGACUGCGUGUGUAUACUCUCUGGUUUUGCUUGUGGGAAGCCUUACUGUUGAACCUCAAGACGAAGACGAAGAGAUGGGAAGCUAUCUAAGAACUAUAUAUGUAAUUUCAGCUUUUGUUCUUAUCCCAUUGAGCAUCGCGUUAGGUGUUCUUCUCGGGUGGCACAUUUACCUCAUUUUACAAAACAAAACGACCAUCGAGUACCACGAAGGAGUGAGAGCUAUGUGGUUAGCAGAGAAAGGUGGGCAAGUCUAUAAGCAUCCGUAUGACAUAGGCGCAUAUGAGAACCUAAUCUUGAUUUUGGGUCCCAACAUACUUUCUUGGCUCUGCCCUACAUCAAGGCAUAUAGGUUCUGGUCUGCGUUUUCGUACAGCUUUUGAUUCAACCCCUGUUUCAUCUGAAACAAAACCUUAGCCCUAGUCCAAAUCAUAUCUUCCCAAUUUUUGGUGAGUUCCAUAGAAAAGGCAGCAGAUUUUCAACUUCACAGCUCUCUGGCUCUGUCCUUAUCAGGCGUUUUAGCCGCCUCAGCACAAAACCAAGACUAGCGGGUAAUCAGUAGUAGACUCUGCUUGACAAGGUUCUGACUCUCAUCAUUGUUAACUGGACCAAGAGCAUCCGUUUGUGAAAAUUAUGGCGUCAGUUAGAGCUAGGUAAGUUUUUUUUUUUUUGUAUUUCUCCCGUUUUUCUUUGGAUUCGUCAAAAAGGAGAAGGAAGUUAGGUUGUGGAUACAGAACUCAAAAGUUGAUUAUGCUUAUACAUACCACUUAACAAGUGAAAAGACAUCUUUGUAAGUUAAUUGAAAAGUAUCUUAAAUUCUUGUCAGAAUCAGAAAGUU